This is a messenger RNA of Aspergillus mulundensis, 4032 nucleotides long. Its product is annotated as RNA dependent RNA polymerase. The transcript has a single exon. The record is from RefSeq and is a predicted model, not a curated record. Gene Ontology annotation, biological process: siRNA processing. Lineage: Eukaryota; Fungi; Ascomycota; Eurotiomycetes; Eurotiales; Aspergillaceae. Bases 1 to 4032 code for a protein of 1343 amino acids. Gene Ontology annotation, molecular function: RNA-directed RNA polymerase activity. Gene Ontology annotation, cellular component: nuclear RNA-directed RNA polymerase complex.
AUGCCCACCACCACCCCAACCCCGCACACCCCCAAAUCCGGCGAGGUCUUCACACACAUCAUCGACACCCUCAACGAUCAAUUCUCCCUUGAAAUCCCCAACCCCCGCGUCUUCUCCCCAGGUCAAAACAAAACGCUUUACCAAACCGUCCCGUGGCGCAUCUACAACGGGCUCAAGCGGCUCUAUUACCACAAACAAGUCGACCUGAACAAACUGCUCAAUAGCUUCGAGGAGUGGGUUUGUUCAAGGAAUGCCAAGGAUGCCGUUGCAAUUUUGGCGAGACGGCAGCGUGGUGCUUCUGCGCCGCUGAGGGCAACCAUUGCGAUCACGGAGAAGGAGGAACGCUUGGCAUAUCUCGCGAGGCUGGUUGCGGACGAGCUUUAUCUUUUGGAUAACGGAUUUUACCCCGCCAUCCGGGAGGUUUCUGCGCCUUCGACUGUGGUGAAGGCGAAGGGGAACUCGGAAUUGCGCUCGAACGGGAAUUCGAAUGCCUGUGACAUUGCAAGAGGUAAUAAGCAUCGCUCUCCGGAGAGGCCGUUGAAGAGGAGGUUAUCUGCUAGUGUUAGUGGUGAGGAAUCCCACUCAUCGGAUGAGUUCCAUACGGCGCCGAAUUCGCCGGUCAAAGGUUUCAAUGCUGAUGGGGUAGAAUCUUUUGAUGAUCAUGACUAUGACUAUGACUUGAAUGCGCAUCAAGUAGCUAAGAAGAAGACUGCGGGGGUUCUGAAGAAUGGCGCGUCGAGCUCUAGCUUUGUGGACCGGUUGACUGGGGCAUCUGAAAAGUCCAUGCGGUAUGAUGCUGUGACUACUGCUCAGAAUCGUGCCAAUUUCAGCUUUUCGACGUUCACUGCUACUGCGGAUGCGCCGCCAUCUUAUCUGAUAGAUUCUCGAAUUGGAGGCUUCCAAAAAUCUUUCGAUACGACGGUUACAUUCACGGACUCGGGUUCGACGUACGAUGAUUCGGUUGUGGCGCAUAUGCUUAGCGAGGAGGCAACGAUGCCCUUUACGUCUACCGGGGGUUCAUCCGAAAUGCCACGUUACUCGGCUGAAGGGGAGAUUGUGACAGCGCUUCUUCAGGACGGGCCAUUUUCGCUCAAACAUACCCUGCCCGGCACGAUUCCUCUUUUGUACCGCUAUGAGUUGGAAAGAAUAGGCAGGGCCUGGGACGUUCCUUUAAACCGCAUGCUGGCCGGGGAUAGCAUCUCACUGCGAUACGAUGAAUUCUGGAAAUGGAUCGAAGGGCACGGUCAACGAGACGGGAAAUCAAUUCCCGAAAAGCCAACUCGUAAGGCCUGGGAAGCUGCUGCUGGCGGGACCUUCAGAACAGACAAGCUUUCCGAAGCAGUCGUCCUUACAGGAGAUCUUGACUGGUGCGACAAAUCCGAGCCGGGCGUGCUCAAGUUGACUUUGAAGCCUUUGAAAACAGAAAGAUCAUGUCGCUUCCACCGCCGUUUCGGAUCUGACCGUUUCCUCAGUCUGACGCUGCCCGCACCAAGCAGACCUCCAAAUCACCUUCGGCUUCCCAAAAACCCCGCUCUCCUGCGGGAAAGCAUCGCCUUAUGGCUGGCCCAAACCACACACGAAUGCGUAGGAAGGACAUGGAGGCCUUUUUACGUGGAGGAGGUAAAGCAAAAGCGGAAGAUACGAACUGAGCCAAAAUUCAGAGUCGAGUUCUUCGCCGUCGACGGCAUUGACUUUGUAGGUCGGUUUAGCCCAUCAUUUGAUGAUACAUCGCAUCGAACCUCCGCAAAAAGCGAGACUGCGGGCAGCCACACUCCAAUGUCUCUAGCGUCCCUACUGGAAUGGCAUUUAUCGCCGCAGGCAAAUAAGGGCCAGACUAACCUCAAGCUGUUUCAAAGAAUGUCACUUGGUCUGUCCAAGACGUACGCCACGGUUGCUUUGAAGCCAAAACAAGUUUUCUAUCUGCGUGAUGAACCGAAUCACCGUGUCAUGAACGACGGGUGUGCUUUAAUGUCUCGGACGCUUGCCAAUCAGAUCUGUGAUGCCCUUGGAAUCGCCGGUAAUACCCCAAGCGCGUUCCAGGGGAGAAUUGCUGGGGCCAAAGGGCUAUGGAUGGUCGAUGCGCAUCAGUCGCAGAUCACAACUGAUGAUGAUAUCUGGAUUCAGAUAUCCGAUUCACAACUGAAGAUUCAUCCUCAUCCCCGCAAAUGGAAGGGGCCAAUAGACGACGAGAAGCUGACUUUUGAGGUUGUAAAAUGGUCCAAACCUCCGCAUCCUGUAGAUCUGAAUAUCCAGCUUCUAGCAAUCUUGGACCACGGCGGGCACGUUAAGGAUUACGUCGCCGAUCUCGCUCGGAAAGGCAUCCAGGCCGUGGCCGGCGAUUUUGAAGAGGUCCUCAAAUCUAACAGCCCAGUCCUUUGCCGCAGUCUUGCGCAGAAAAUACGACCGACAUCGGACGCCGUCGCUGGGAACAUGAUGCAGCAGAGUAUGAGACGCUUGGAGCAAUGGAUGACCGACGACGUUGAGGCCAUUGUCCGAUUCUCCGAAGCUGGCUUUGCACCUCGAGACUUUUAUCCACUGCGGAAACGUCUCGGGCGUUGCUUGAGGGAUCUACUGGCGCGAUAUGUAGAAGAGCUGCGCAUUGAAGUACCGCUAUCCACAUAUGCCUUUUGCAUUGCUGAUCCUUAUGGGGUUUUAAAGGAAGAUGAAGUGCAUUUUGGCCUUUCGAACAACUGGCGAGAUGACCAUGGCCAGUUUGAAGAUAAUUUGUUAGACGGCAUAGACGUGCUCGUUGGGCGUCUUCCAGCUCAUCUCCCCUCAGAUAUUCAGCGUCGACGGGCGGUUUGGAAGCCCGAGCUUCGUCACUUCAAGGAUGUUAUAGUCUUUCCCACAACAGGGGACCAUCCCUUAGCAGAUAUGCUAUCGGGCGGCGACUAUGACGGUGACACGCCCUGGAUUUGUUGGGACCAGCACAUUGUUCGGAGCUUUCACAACUCGCAACCACCCAGCGGGACCGAGAACUAUCCACCGGACUAUUUCGGGCUCAGCAAGCAUUCUGUGCCAAUGGAGGAAAUCCAGUCAAUGGACGAAUUUCUCGAAAGUUCGUUCGCCUUCAACCUGACAUUGUCCAACCUGGGGCGAUGCACAGUGGAGCACGAAAAGCUGUCAUACGAUGAAUCGAUCGACUCGACGCACGCAAAAGAGCUCUCCAUCCUACUCAGUCAUCUCGUUGACGGGCGUAAAGCCGGUGUGCACUUGUCUGAGGAUGCUUGGCAGAAAUAUCGCAAAAAGAUCAGCCCACGGGUCAGGGAAUUGCCAGCGUAUAAAAACCCGGAACGCAAACCGCGGCGAAACAACAUUAUCGACUAUAUCCGAUUUGUGGUUUCCCGUGAUGCACGAAACGAGGUGUUGACCAAGUUGCAGAAGGCUUUCCCUCAGGAAGAAAACAGUCAUACUAGGGAUCCGGAUCUUGUUCAGCCGUGGAACGAUGUUUGCGAGAAGGCGAAGGCAGAGAAGGCCAAAAUCGAAAAAUCGAAGAACCAGAGACAUAAUGAUGACGAAUCAUUGUAUGCAGUUUUAAAGGCCAUUACCCGUGAGGUUGACAAGUUUCAACGCAAGUGGAACGAUUCCAUUAGCAGAUGCGGCGGUUCGUUCUCACCCCAGGCUGACGAGGCAGCGGAGCAAGCUCGAGCAUUGCGCCCUCCAACUAUAGGGAAUCACCCGAUCAUCCACGUCUGGAGGCAUAGUCAGUCGGCGUGGUUCGAGCUGCUGGCCUCGUACGCGUACAGGAAAGCACCAUCGUCGAGUUUUGUCCUCCAUGCCUUCGGCGAAUAUCUGUGCCAGAUCAAGAGCAGAACGGUUCCGUCGAGGACCGUGACACAUGAGACCCUUGCCUGUUAUCGGGUUAAUAAGAAGGUCAUUGCUCGCCUGCAGGUUCAGGACGGGGCUGAAGAAGAGGAGAAUGACGGGGACGAAUAUGAGGGCCAUGAAGCUAUUGAAGCGAUGUUAUACGGAACGCCAACGACGGGAGUUGGCGGAUAUUACGACCCUGAUGAUCAGAUGUCUGUAGAGUGA